Molecule: messenger RNA, 1558 nt
Organism: Williopsis jadinii
Lineage: Eukaryota; Fungi; Ascomycota; Saccharomycetes; Phaffomycetales; Wickerhamomycetaceae
Product: MATE family efflux transporter
Exons: 1
Coding region: 63-1523 (486 amino acids)
Biological process (GO): xenobiotic detoxification by transmembrane export across the plasma membrane
Cellular component (GO): membrane
Molecular function (GO): antiporter activity; xenobiotic transmembrane transporter activity
Source: RefSeq, a predicted model, not a curated record
UUAACCUCUUCUUCAUCACGUCACAUCCAGGCUCUGUGCUAAGUAUCUAACUCACGUGUGAAAUGUCGAACUCAGCUCCCCCAGAGUAUACAAAGCUCUUACCUGUUGACGAGCAUCCAGAGACGGAGUAUGGCUCUGUCGAUGACGGGGAUUGUUCAUCUUCUGAGCAGCAAACCACCAUCUUAGAAGAGGCAAAGGUGAUCGCUAGGUCUUCUUUGUCGCUCAUCAUUACCUUUUUCUUACAGUACUCUUUGAAUGUUGUCUCCAUUUUCUCCGUUGGUCACCUUGGCAGAACCGAACUUGCUGCAGUGUCUCUAUCCACGAUGACCUUUAACAUCACCUCUGGUGUCUUCAAUGGCAUGGCUACGUGUCUCGAUACCUUCUGUGCACAGGCCUAUGGCGCAGGCAAGCCCAAGCUGGUUGGCUUGCAUUUUCAGAGAUGCCUGUGUAUGGUGUUGACCAUUGCAAUUCCAAUCAACUUGUUAUGGUGGUUCUCGAGUCCAAUUCUGAACGUUUUCGUCAAGAACAAAGAACUGACUGAUCUUGCACAGACUUACCUGAGAAUUGUCUCAAUAGGAUCGCCUGGUUUCAUCCUUUUUGAAACAGGCAAAAGAUUCCUACAAGCACAGGGAAUCUUCCACGCUGCUCAGUAUGUGUUGUAUAUCUGUACACCAAUUAAUGUUAUCCUGAACUAUCUACUGGUCUGGGAUAAAGACAUUGGUAUUGGAUUCUGCGGUGCACCUUUGGCGACAGCCUUUAGUUAUACACUGAUGGCUGUGCUGCUCUUCCUUUAUGUCUACUUUAUCGAUGGUUCUAAAUGCUGGAACGGUCUCCACAUUAGGGAAUCGUUCAAAAAUUGGGGUCCAAUGGCUUCUUUGGCACUGCCGGGUGUUAUCAUGAUUGAAGCAGAAUUCCUUGCUUUUGAGAUAUUGACGUUGAGUGCUGCUCGUCUGGGGACUGAAGUUUUGGCAGCCCAGUCGAUUGCUUCAACAUGUGCUUCGCUGAUUUUCCAGAUCCCCUUCGGGUUGAGCAUUGGUGCUUCGACAAGAAUUGGAACCCACAUAGGAGCACAGUCUUUGGCGAACGCUCAGACUGCCGUCACGGUCUCCUUAGAAAUCGCCACAGUCUUGGGAAUCUUUAUUACUUUUUGUAUCUACAACGGAAGAAGAGUUAUUGUAACUUGGUUCACAGAUGAUGCUAAGGUGAUUGAGCAUGCGUUGGUGGCUUUGAGAAUCUUAGCAGUUAAUCAGCUCUAUGACUCAAUCAAUGUCAUUGCAGCGGGGUGCUUGAGAGGGCAAGGUCGUCAAAAGAUUGGAAGUAAUCUCAAUCUAUUAUGUUAUUAUACAGUUGCUGUUCCACUGGCUUUGUUGUUAGCUUUUAGAGAGGGCUGGGGGCUCGAAGGUCUGUGGGUUGGUUUAGGUGUCGGUAUCUUAAUUCUGGCUGUUAGUGAAGUUUUUGCAGUGUUGAGGGUCGACUGGGACUGGGUUUUAAAGAAAUCAAUGGAGAGAAACAACGUAACAUAGUGCAAUACAACAUUUUUAACUAAGUAUGAUUCUCG